ACCGAACACAUCGUGAAAUCAUAACAUUGAAGUUGAAAAGCCCGUGAAGGGCAUAGGUGAAGUGGUUGGAAAAAUUUGAGGAAUUUCAUAUCAACAAAAUGAAUAACAAUUUAGUUACAGUUUAAAAUGAAUUUCUUUAACUUGAAAAUUAAUGCGUUUACAUUGUUGUGAAAAUGUCGAGUGUUGGCACAGUUGCUUCAAGCGACGUGGCGCAGAAAUUUGUGGAAUUGUUGCAAAAUGAUUUGAAAAAUAUUGCAAUUGAGUCGAAGAAAAAGUAUCCAGGAAUAAAAGAAUCGUGUGAGGAGGGUAUUGUGAAGCUACGAAAUGCUGCUGCCAAUCCACAGACUCCCGUUUUUUACAUCAUUAAUCAGAUUUUAUUUCCAUUGGUGCAGGGCUGUGAAACAAAGGAUCAGAAGAUAGUUAAAAUGUGUCUUGAAGUGAUGCAGAGGAUGAUCACGCAGCAAGUGGUAGACCUGAAAGCUGCUCGUUACAUCACAGAUACUCUGUGGAUGUUGAUGGAGAGUGGUAUAGCGGAAGUGAAGAUUUUGCAAACCGUUACGCUGCUGCUGACUACAAAUACUGUGGUCCAUGGUGAUACGUUGGCAAAGAAUUUAGUGCUCUGCUUCAGACUGCACUUCACCAAAGAUUCGACCAUCAUAAAUACAGCCGGUGCUACUAUCAGACAGUUGGUGUCUUUAGUUUUUGAGAGGGUUAUCACAGAAGAUGAGUACUUCAAAGGAUCAGAAAGCAAAGAAGUUGACCUAGAAGAAUUGAAAUCUCCGAGUAAUGUUGCUCCCAAAGGCCUGCAACCAUGUGCUGCAGACGCUUUCUUGAUGUUCCAAGACUUGGUGCAGUUGGUGAAUGCUGAUCAUCCGUAUUGGUUAAUUAAAAUGACUGAAAUGACACCUACGUUUGGCCUUGAGCUUCUGGAGUCUCUACUGACAAAUUUUACUUCUGUAUUCUUUCAGCAUCCAGAGUUCAGCUUUCUUCUGAAGGAGCGAGUUUGUGCCUUGGUAAUCAAGUUGUUUUCUCCCAACAUUAAGUACCGUAAUUCGGUGCCAGCAAGCGUUCAGCAAGCCACGAGUUUGGACAAACCAUACUUUCCAAUAAGCGUGAGGCUGUUGCGAGUAGUUUCUGUAUUAAUACAGAAGUAUCAUGCAUUACUGGUGACGGAGUGCGAGAUAUUUUUGUCUCUUAUUGUCAAGUUCUUGGAUCCAGAUAAGCCAGUGUGGCAGAGAACUUUAGCCCUUGAAGUUCUUCACAAAAUGACAGUUCAGCCUUUGCUUUUGAAAUCAUUUUGCGAGUGCUACGAUUUGAAAACGCAUGCUACCAACAUUUUCAAAGAUAUUGUCAACUCUUUAGGGGCAUACAUACAGAGCCUUUUUGUUGGUGCUCAGCUAAUGGGACAGAAUAAUGGAGCCAGCUCGGUGCCAGUUUCGCAAGGACAGCCGCCUGCUCUGUUGGCAGGGAUGCCUGUGGGGCCCGGAGUGUCGCCGCAGCCCGGCUUCUUCUCGAGAGGCGUGUGGCUGCCCGUGGUGGCCACGUUCACCAGCGGGCAGGCCAAGGCAACCUACCUGGAAAUGCUGGAUAAAAGUGAACCUCCGGCAGUUCCUGAUGGCUACGGGAUGUCGGUGGCCUACGCUUGCCUGCUAGACAUAAUACGCUCCAUAGCACUUGCCAUUGGGGGCAUCUCCCCAGUGGGAGCGGGGGAUGUCCCUGUGACCACCUGCUAUAAGGGAACUCCUGCCGAGAGAAAUCUGCACUCACAGCUGAUAGAGUCAAGUUGGUGUGGCUUGUUGGCGGCCCUUACUCCACUCAUUGACGCAAGCACUGAUGAAACAGCUUUAGAGAACGUGCUGAAAGCCAUCCAGACGUUUGCUAGUUUGUGUGGCUGCCUGGACCUACAAGCACCACGGGAUGCGUUCAUCACUACCAUUUGCAAGGCUUCACUCCCACCCCACUACGCUCUCACAGUGUUGAGUUCCGCUCCGCAGGGCACUGGUACUGGCAGAGCUCACUCUCGUGCAGGAAGCCAAGAUCUCGGCUCCCAGUACAAUAUGGGAGCGUACGGAGAUACGGAUUACAGGCAGCAUGUGGUGGCUGUUGGCACCCCGUUACCUACAGCGUCAUUGCCUAUUGGUUCUCAGCAGGGACCGGUAAUGCUGACUGCAAAGAACCUACAGUGUAUGAGAGCUUUGUUGAGCCUUGCUCACUGUCACGGGAGUAUUCUGGGCAGUGCGUGGCAUUUGGUUCUCACCACAUUGCAGCAUUUGGUGUGGAUCUUGGGGCUGAAACCUUCCACGGGAGGAAGUCUGAAAAUUGGCCGCAGUCCAACCGACACUAACGCUGUUAUCACCACAGCGGUGAUGGCUGACUUGCCGGUUCUGUCAGCAAUGCUUAGCAGACUGUUUGAGUCAAGUCAGUAUCUGGAUGACGUGGCUUUGCAUCAUCUCAUUGAUGCCCUGUGUAAACUGUCUCAUGAGGCGAUGGAGUUGGCGUAUUCAAAUAGGGAGCCUUCACUGUUUGCAGUAGCCAAACUACUGGAAACUGGCCUGGUGAACCUGCCACGAGUGGAGGUUCUGUGGCGGCCACUAACCAAUCACCUGCUGGAAGUCUGUCAGCACCCUCACAUUCGCAUGCGACAGUGGGGAGUGGAAGCGGUCACGUAUCUGGUGAAAGCUGCCCUGCAACACAAGUAUGAACCACCACUCCGAGACAACCAGAAACUUCAGACCUUGUUGUUGGGACCUCUUUCGGAGCUGUCACUGGUCCGUCAUGGUGAUGUGCGACAGAGACAGCUCGAAUGUGUAUUACAGGUGUUACACAGCUCAGGCGAGAUACUGUCUCAUGGCUGGCCAUUGGUUCUGGGCAUCAUCGGUGCUGUAUCUGAUCAUCACAGUGAGAAUCUGAUACGUGUGGCAUUCCAGUGUUUACAACUGGUAGUGACAGACUUUCUACCAGUAAUGCCUUGGCGAUGCCUGCCACUAUGUGUGGAUACUGCUGCUAAGUUUGGAUCUCAAGCCCAAGAACUGAACAUUUCUCUAACUGCUGUUGGUUUGAUGUGGAACAUAUCAGACCACUUCUACCAAAAUCAAGAGAAACUGUCACAGUCGUUAUCUGGGGAUGCAACAGUAUUCCCUGAUUUCCCAGGGAUGCCCAACAUGCCUCCGUUUGAUAAACUUUGGAUGUGCCUGUAUGCUAGAUUAGGAGACCUGUGUGUAGAUACAAGGCCAGCCGUUAGAAAGUCUGCUGGACAAACUCUUUUUUCGACGAUAUCUGCUCAUGGCAGCCUUCUUCAUCAGCCAACGUGGCAAGCUGUUCUGUGGCAGGUCCUGUUUCCAUUACUGGAUAAAGUACGAAUGUUGUCGAGUUCUGCGAGCAGUGAGAAAGUGGACACAGGAGGAAACAUUCUUAUUCAUCAUUCCAGAAACACAGCUCAGAAGCAGUGGGCAGAAACUCAAGUCCUUACAUUAUCAGGGGUUGCAAGAGUGUUCAACACAAAGAGGCAACUUCUGAUAACUUUGGGUGAUUUUCCCAAAGCAUGGACAUUACUUUUUGAGUUUAUUGAAAACUCUGCUCUGAACAAAAACAAUGAGGUUUCUCUGGCAGCUCUGAAAGCUUUCCAGGAAAUACUGUACUUGAGCAAAGACAACGAUGUGUCAACAGAUACGGCGGCAGUGAUUGCAAAUGGCAGGAGUGCUGGCACAUUCAUUGAUGACAAAACCAGUAUUUGGGACGUUGCUUGGAAAGUAUGGUUGCACAUCGGCAUAGAAAGUACGUCACCUUCUUCCACAUUAAAUGGUGGAGAUGACAUUUACAUUCCUGCACAACCAUUUUUGACUGCUCUGAUACAAAUAUUUUCUUCUGUGUUUCAGCACAUCAAAACAAAGUUUACACCAUCUGACCUUGAAAAACUGUGCAGUGUCUUGCAGUAUGCGGUAGUUGUGCCAAUACUUGGAGAAGCAUCACCAUUUGUCACUCCGUUUACGGAUGUGCCUACUCAGUUACAAGAUGGGGUAUUACAUUGUAUGGAACUUCUUGAAAAGGAAGCAUUAUGCGGUGAUGAGAACAUGAAAAAAAUGAUUGCCAGGAUAUUUUACCAGCUUCUGGAUUUCACUAAAUUUGCAUCUCAUCCACCUACUUAUCGAAAACUGGAAUCACAAGCACACUCCCAAGAACGAGCUGCUGGUUAUUGUGAUUGGGUUGCAGUGAACUACGUUCCGUUUGGUGAGAAGGCUUUAGUAAUGGUUGUCAAUUUGUAUCAAAAGACUGCUGAUAAUCCAGCUGUUAUUGAAACAAAUGUUCUGCAGCAUAUAAUCAACGCUUUCUAUUUUCCGUUGUCUCUGAAAUACAGUUGCCCCUCUGCGAGCACAUGGAAACUUGCAAUAACUAACUUGCUGACGGUGCUGCACAUUGGCCUGCCGCUAGCCAGGAAGCAUUCUCAACACUUCCAGGACAUGUGGCCACGACUAGCAGAUGUGCUUGAUGCUUUCCUAUUCCCUUCAAGUGUCCCGUCAAUAGAACGUUGCCCAGAGGAAAUCCAGGCUGACGAAGCUGUAGACUGCCAAGUGAUUGAAUUGUUGAAAGAAGAAGUUCUUCCUUAUUCACAUGUUGUACCCAAAGAGUUUAUACUUGAUGUAGUCAUGAUCCUUAACAAAGGUUCAAUUCAUUCUGCAAGUAAUUCCAUAACAUCAGAGUUUGAAAGUGAUCAUAAACUUAGAGAAGAAUUUGCCAAGACCUGCUUUGAGACAUUGCUGCAGUUUUCUCUGCUGCAUGGGAUGGAUUCUGGAGAGCUUGCAGAUGUCGAAGACAUUCUGGCCGGAAGACUCGCGGUCACAGCAUUGCUUCACAGGUUCCAAGAGGUUCUUCAUCAGUACGUUCAAGAUCAGCGGCUAAGUGGAAAAUGUCCGCUUCCUAGAAAUAGGUUAUCAGAAAUAUCUUUUGUAUUAAAGGCCAUUGCUACAUUGGUCGUCUCACUCAAGAAAGCACCAAAACAAAAAGUAAGCACAGCGACGUGGGAGCAACUGAUAGGCUUGUAUCCAUACCUGGUCGACUGCACGACAAUUGCCUCGCCACAAGUGUCGCGCUCCUUACAAGAGGCUCUGUUACAGUACUACGAUCUGUUGCAGCCACCCGCGAAACAGUCAAAUAGCACGUGAUCUCAUUUUGUGUUUUCUUUGUCAUGAAAUGAUGACAUAUCUUGACUUGCGAACUGUGUCAUAUGUGUUUGUACUACACAUCUUCACCAGGUAUCUGGAACUUUUUGGCAACUUUGCCUUUCUUGGCUCAAUUCACUGCACUACCUAGCAAACAGUUUUUGACUUUUGUUUAGGAUUUAAGUUAAAAACAUGCAGAUCAAAUAAGUUUCACAAAAGUUAAGUUUAGUGUGAUGCGUAACCUAAAACACUUUUAAUAGGUCAGGCAUAAAUUACAUGUUGGAAGAGGUUAGGUAGCUAUUUAUAUUUAUAUUCCAAGCAUUGUAAUUAGUUACAAACAAAAUACAGCAAUUACUGCUAUAUCAAGGCCUGGAAGAACAGAAAAACCCAUGAAAAUUAAUCAAAAACAAAA
Messenger RNA from Bacillus rossius redtenbacheri, 5568 nucleotides. RefSeq names its product protein MON2 homolog (gene mon2). The transcript is spliced from 29 exons. Lineage: Eukaryota; Metazoa; Arthropoda; Insecta; Phasmatodea; Bacillidae. The record is from RefSeq and is a predicted model, not a curated record. Bases 174 to 5159 code for a protein of 1661 amino acids.